Molecule: messenger RNA, 1660 nt
Organism: Myotis brandtii (Brandt's bat)
Lineage: Eukaryota; Metazoa; Chordata; Mammalia; Chiroptera; Vespertilionidae
Product: putative selection and upkeep of intraepithelial T-cells protein 1 homolog
Exons: 6
Coding region: 416-1372 (318 amino acids)
Biological process (GO): T cell receptor signaling pathway; regulation of cytokine production
Cellular component (GO): external side of plasma membrane
Molecular function (GO): signaling receptor binding
Source: RefSeq, a predicted model, not a curated record
CCAGCAUAGUGCUGGAGAGGGUUGAGGAGGGCAUGCAUGCAGGAGAAGGAGUAGAAACAUUGGUUAGAAAUUGGCUUUAUACUGUCAGGGUGAUCAAAGAAUAAAUACAUUAAGGAUCAAGAGCCAGGAUUCUCACUUUCAGAGUAGAAAGUUACAAAUACUGAAGGGAUUUGGGGAGACUAACACAAAAUCACUAGCUGGUGAUUACAGUGUAGCCUGAGGAAGUAGCCAUGGUGGACCAAGUGAAGUCCCUGAAGGAAUUUACCAAGAACAUCAGACAGAUUUAACAAAUUAUGAUUGACAGCUAGCAAAGUACUCUAAAUCCCUGCUUAGAAAGUAGGACCACUAACUAGAGAUGGGGUGUGCCACUUGAGAGUUGCCUGAGAGAACCCCAAACUGUCACAUCAUCUUCCAGAUGCUCCUGAGACUUUGUAGAACAUGUUUCUCUCCUUUUCCAAUGAGUCAUGGGCACAAUGCCUUGGGAUCACCCUGCCUCAGUGACCUGAGGAGGCAGCGAGUCUCUUCAAUUUAUCAAGGCAGCCUCAACUCACUCUUCCUCUGCUUCCAGAUGUUCAUAUUGGUUGCAGGAGCAUUCCAAGUCCAGGGGCCCCAAGAACCUGUGGUGGCCAUGCUGGGUGGUGAAGCUGAGCUGCCCUGCAUCCUCACGCCUCGUCAAAAUAUUAAAUACAUGAAAAUAAGCUGGACCCAAUACCUACCUUCCCAGGUGGUGCACCUGUAUGAGGAUGGGAAGGACAAGCCUGAGAAAGUCAUGGGAGAGUAUUUAGGGAGGACACAGCUUGUGAAAAAUGCCAUGCAUAAGGGGAUCAUGACCCUGAAAAUCCUCAAUGUCCAACCCUCUGACAAUAGACAGUAUCGCUGUGUGAUCCAAUAUGGCUCCUUCUACAGUGAAGCAGUGAUUGAGCUGAAAGUGGCAGCACUCGGCUCACAUCCUCAGUUACUUGUGGAAGUCACUAAGUCCAGCCAACUCCGAUUAGAGUGCAAGUCAGAGGGCUGGUUCCCUCAGCCAAAGGUCCAGUGGAUGGACUCUGAGGCGGGAGAAAUUCCAGCUGAGUCUGAGACUCACACCCAGGACAAAGGUGGCUUGUUCCAUGUAACAACAGCACUGCUCCUCAGAGAAACUUCUCAGAAGAAUCUGACAUGUUCCUUCUGGAACUCAGUACUGAAUCAGAAAAAGGAACAACAAUUUUCGACAGCAGUUGCUGCACCCACCAGGGUGAUUGAGCUCAUCAGUACAAUACUCAUCAUAUCGGGUAUAUGUUUGGCACUUCUGGUACUGCAGACUUCCAUCUUCACUGGAAUUUAUUUAGGCUCAAAAAAAAAGGCACGGAAAAUAAGUAAAGGCCAGCCAUGAAUCCACUAUGCCACCAUGAAUCAUCAGGCUCCUACCACUACCGCUGGUGCUUCUACCAUGAACCCCACCCAGUUCAAAAAGAGGCCCAGGCACAGGCUUCCAGCUGAGGUCGACUCCACUCUGUCCAAAUACAACAGUGUUUUGUUACAGAAGGAGGCAGAACUCAGAAGCUGCGUCGAGACUCUCACAGGCCUUUCUAUUGGUACCAACUUCAAGGAGGGUCUAAAGCAGCAGUUCUCAACCUGUGGGUCGCGACCCCUUUUGGGGUCGAACGACCCUUUCACAGGG